Molecule: messenger RNA, 987 nt
Organism: Drosophila mojavensis
Lineage: Eukaryota; Metazoa; Arthropoda; Insecta; Diptera; Drosophilidae
Gene: ClpP
Product: ATP-dependent Clp protease proteolytic subunit
Exons: 4
Coding region: 129-893 (254 amino acids)
Biological process (GO): protein quality control for misfolded or incompletely synthesized proteins
Cellular component (GO): endopeptidase Clp complex
Molecular function (GO): ATPase binding; ATP-dependent peptidase activity; serine-type endopeptidase activity
Source: RefSeq, a predicted model, not a curated record
GUUUUCUAUAAGUGCUAUCACAUACGUAUAUGGAGGGACACAUCUCAGCCUCAUAAAACCAGCUGUUUUGCGGAUUUUGCGAUUCAGUUUGAUAAAAAAAAAAGAGAAACAACACCAGCGAGGGAAUUAUGUUCAGGAACGCCGGCAGUCGAUUAUUUCGUGGUUUACACAGGCAGUGCAAUACGACCGCGCAGCAUGUGAGGGGUAUAAAUCUGAUACCCAUGGUUGUUGAACAGACGGGCAGAGGAGAGCGGGCAUAUGAUAUAUUCUCUCGUCUCUUGAAGGAGCGUAUCAUUUGUCUUAUGGGCAACAUUACAGAUGAUAUCAGCUCUACGGUCGUUGCUCAGUUGCUCUUUCUGCAGUCAGAAAAUGUCAACAAGCCCAUUCAUUUGUAUAUCAAUUCACCCGGUGGCGUGGUUACGGCAGGUCUUGCAAUCUAUGACACGAUGCAGUAUGUGAAGCCGCCAAUAGCGACGUGGUGUGUGGGCCAGGCUUGUUCUAUGGGCUCCCUACUGCUGGCAGCUGGAGCACCUGGCAUGCGUUACUCCUUGCCGAAUGCACGCAUCAUGAUACAUCAGCCGUCCGGAGGAGCUCAGGGUCAAGCCACGGACAUACUUAUACAUGCGGAGGAGAUCAUCAAGAUAAAGCGUCAACUAACGAAUAUAUAUGUGAAGCAUGCGAAAAAUUCCUACGACGAGAUGUGUUCGCGUAUGGAGCGUGACCAUUUCAUGACCCCAGAGGAGGCCAAGACCCUAGGCAUAAUUGAUCAUGUGCUUGAGCAUCCACCAGAGACGGUUUCAGAUAGUGGGCCAACAUCUGAUGGCGGACCAGCAACAGGCAAGCUAAUCUCCGAAGCAAAUACAGAGAAGAAGAGAUCCAAACAGUCGGGCUAAUUUAUAGAAUUUUUGAAAUUCCGAAGAAAAUCUGAAUUUUUGAAUUGUAACUCAUUGGUUAGGUCACAUUAAAAAUUCUUAGAAUAUUCAGGAA